Messenger RNA from Aureococcus anophagefferens, 1221 nucleotides. RefSeq lists its product as hypothetical. Gene Ontology annotation, biological process: glycolipid biosynthetic process. Lineage: Eukaryota; Pelagophyceae; Pelagomonadales; Pelagomonadaceae. Gene Ontology annotation, cellular component: plasma membrane. The transcript has a single exon. Bases 1 to 1221 code for a protein of 406 amino acids. The record is from RefSeq and is a predicted model, not a curated record.
AUGCGCGGCGCGCGCCGCUUCUCGACGACGCGCGACUACGACAUCGUGCUCUUCGGCGCGACGGGCUUCGCCGGCCGGCUCGCCGCCGAGUACGCCCUGCGUGCCCACCCGUCGAAGCGCAUCGCCUUCGCCGGCCGCGACGCGGCGAAGCUCGAGGCGCUGAAAGCGUCGCUCGACAGCGACGCCGACGUCAUCGUCGCCGACGCGGCCGACGCCGCCGACGUCGCGCGCGUCGCCGCGGCCGCGACGGUCGUCGCGUCGACCGCGGGGCCCUACGCGAAGUUCGGCUCGCCGCUCUUCGGCGCGUGCGCCGCGGGCGGCACGCACUACUGCGACAUCACGGGCGAGGCCCAGUGGAUCGCUUUGAUGGCCCACGAGCACGACGGCGCCGCGAAAGCGUCCGGCGCGACCCUGGUGCCGGCUUCGGGCUUCGACUCGGUCCCCUCGGACCUCGGCUGCCAGCUCGCCGUGCGGCGCCACGUCGACGUCCACGGCGCCGCGCCGACGCGCGUCGACAACUACGUCACGAAGAUGCGCGGCGCGUUCCAGGGCGGCACCAUCGACACGGUCGUCAACGAGAUCACGAACCCGACGCCGAGGCCGCCGACGCCGUCCCUCGAGGGCGUCGCGAAGACGAAGAUCGACUGGGCCAAGGGCCGGCCCUUCGGCACGGUCGCCUUGGGCGGGACGACGCGCCAUUUGUCGCCGUUCAUCAUGGCCGGCGCGAACUGCCCCGUCGUGCGGCGGUCGAACGCGGCGCUGAACUACGCGGACGGCCUGAUCUACUCCGAGUCCAUGGCGCUCCCGUCGCUCAAGGCCGCGGUGACCAACGCCGCGGCGCUGGGCGUCGGCGGGGCCAUGCUCCGCUUCGCGCCGACGCGGAACCUCCUGCGGUCGCGGGGCAUGCUUCCGGAGUCGGGCGCGGGCCCGUCGCGCGCGAAGAUGCUCCGCGGGUCCUACGCCAUGUCCUUCGUGACCACGGGCGCGAACGGCGAGACGACGGUGACGCGCUGGAACGGCGCCGGCGACCCGUCCUGCAUCUCGACGACCGUCUUCCUCGUCGAGACGGCCGUCGCGCUCGCGGAGGGCGCGGCCGCCGCGCCGGGCGUGCUCACGCCCGCGUCCGCGCUCGGCGCGCCGCUCCUCGCGCGCCUCCGCGGCGCCACCUGGGGCGAGGGCGGCGACGCGCCCGUCAUCACCGUCGACCACGGGGAGGCCUAA